GUCACUACAGUACAGAGCAAGGGCAAUGGCAUCGAUACCGACAGAAACACAAGAGAAGAAAGACACAGAAAAGGUGCUCCCGGGCGGCAAGAAGAUAAUCAAUGGCAUCGUUUACGACGCAGAUGGCAAGCCAUGUCGGACCUGCAACGAUAUGUCCGCCCUAUUCGCGAUGGGCAAGAAAACCAAGAAACUCGCCGCACCACCCGCGCUCCCCAAAGACUGCCCUCCCGACGUCGCCCAACUAGGCCGUUCCUCUUGGACCCUCCUACACUCUAUAACUGCAACCUAUCCCGAGUCGCCCUCACCCUCCCUACAAACCGAAACCUCCGCGUUCCUUCGCACGUUCGGCAAGCUGUACCCGUGCUGGGUGUGCGCGGAGGAUUUCCAGGACUGGAUGAAGGUUAAUACGCCGCGAGUGAGCAGUCGCAGUGAGUUCGGGCAGUGGAUGUGCGAGGCGCAUAACGCGGUGAAUCUGAAGCUGGGGAAGAAGGAGUUUGAUUGUAACAAGUGGGAGGAGCGGUGGAGAACGGGGUGGAAGGAUGGGAGGUGUGAUCCUUGAGCAUGAAGAUGAUGAGUGGUAUACAGGAGUAGAGGAAGAUAUACAAUGGUGUACGACUAUAUGUGUAUAUGAAGAGGCUUGGGAUUGUACGGUAUGCGUAGCGGCUGCGCGAACACCACUUCUGUAACAACACAACACGAUUCAAGAGCAUAGACAUUGGCAUUGGGCGGCGUUUAGAGAACCAUCA
Messenger RNA from Macroventuria anomochaeta, 746 nucleotides. RefSeq names its product mitochondrial FAD-linked sulfhydryl oxidase ERV1. The transcript is spliced from 2 exons. Bases 26 to 559 code for a protein of 177 amino acids. Lineage: Eukaryota; Fungi; Ascomycota; Dothideomycetes; Pleosporales; Didymellaceae. Gene Ontology annotation, molecular function: flavin-dependent sulfhydryl oxidase activity; flavin adenine dinucleotide binding. Gene Ontology annotation, cellular component: mitochondrion. The record is from RefSeq and is a predicted model, not a curated record.